UUACACAAAAGAGAGGAGGGGAGGCAACGGAGAUCGGGAAGUGAGGCGAGAGAGAAAAUGCAGAUCUUCGUUAAAACUCUCACCGGCAAGACCAUCACUCUCGAGGUCGAGUCCAGCGACACCAUCGACAAUGUCAAAGCUAAGAUUCAAGAUAAGGAAGGAAUUCCGCCGGAUCAGCAGAGGCUGAUUUUUGCCGGGAAGCAGUUGGAAGAUGGCCGUACUCUGGCCGACUACAACAUUCAGAAAGAGUCGACUCUUCACCUGGUGCUGAGGCUUCGUGGAGGAAUUAUUGAACCAUCUUUGAUGGCUUUGGCCAGGAAGUACAACCAAGAUAAGAUGAUCUGCCGCAAGUGCUAUGCUCGCUUGCAUCCCCGUGCUGUCAACUGUCGCAAAAAGAAGUGUGGGCACAGCAAUCAGUUGAGGCCAAAGAAGAAGAUCAAGUAGAUUUUGUUUUUGAAGAUGAGCCAACCUUGUAUCAGAUGGUUUCUCCAAUAUAUGGAACUAAGAAUCUCUAUAAUCCUUAAAAUUUGACUAAACUUUAGUAUGAUGUUUUGUUUCUUUCUUGUGGUUAUACUUGAGAUUGAAUUUGUUUCGGUACUGUUUUAACUUUUAUUAAAAGCUCUUUUGUUUAUCUUUUC
Ipomoea nil (Japanese morning glory) is the source of this 638-nucleotide messenger RNA. RefSeq names its product ubiquitin-60S ribosomal protein L40. The record is from RefSeq and is a predicted model, not a curated record. Gene Ontology annotation, molecular function: structural constituent of ribosome; ubiquitin protein ligase binding; protein tag activity. The transcript is spliced from 5 exons. Gene Ontology annotation, cellular component: cytoplasm; ribosome; nucleus. Bases 58 to 444 code for a protein of 128 amino acids. Gene Ontology annotation, biological process: protein ubiquitination; translation; modification-dependent protein catabolic process. Lineage: Eukaryota; Viridiplantae; Streptophyta; Magnoliopsida; Solanales; Convolvulaceae.